Zerene cesonia (dogface butterfly) is the source of this 2200-nucleotide messenger RNA. Its product is annotated as zinc finger protein 845-like. The transcript has 18 exons. NCBI's taxonomy places the organism in Eukaryota, Metazoa, Arthropoda, Insecta, Lepidoptera, Pieridae. The record is from RefSeq and is a predicted model, not a curated record. Gene Ontology annotation, molecular function: DNA-binding transcription factor activity, RNA polymerase II-specific; RNA polymerase II cis-regulatory region sequence-specific DNA binding. Gene Ontology annotation, biological process: regulation of DNA-templated transcription. The coding region runs from base 174 to 2183 and encodes 669 amino acids.
UUUGAUGCCACUUUCGAAAUUUGAAUCGAUCAAUAAAAAUAAAUAUACAGCCCAAGUGUUUCAUAUUUUUUGACAAACUUAUUUUAUAAAAAAGAACUUUCUACUCUUUCUCAUAUACUUAUGAAUGUAUGCACAAUCUUAAAUAAUUUUAUUCGCAAUAAAAGAACUGGGAAAUGGAUGAAAAAGUAGGAAUACAAAAUGUAUUGUGCAUGGCUUGCUUAUGUGUUGAUCGCGCGUUAAAUAAACUUCACAAUGAAGCUUUAAAAAAGUACUAUCUGGAUGCACUUAAUGAAAUACCGCUACUCAGGCCUCUAUGCAUUGAGCCAGUGGUAUGUUGGGAUUGUGCUGUUAUGCUUAAGAAAUGUCUCACAUUUCGGGAACAAGUGAAAGAUUCAUUCAGAAUACUGCAGACUUAUACAGAAGAGACCCUUCAAGAGUGCCUGUUAAGUGACGUGUCUCGGCCGCCACGAUUGAAAAUACACGUAAAUGAGAGUAUUAACAUUUUACCGAAUAAUGAAAUAAAAAUUGAAUUCGAUGUGGAAACGGCCAACAUAGAUCGGGAGCUCCCCAAAUGUGAUUCGGAUGAAGAUGCAAAUGCUGAAGAGAUCCAGUCCAUCUCCUGUGACGUGAAGGAUGAAUAUAAAUAUUCGGAAGACAGCGGAUCAAGCGCGAGCGAGACAGAUCGCUUGUCGCUGCCAAAUAAUGGGGAGAUAAAAUUGGAAUUUAAUAAUGAAAGACAGGUUGACUAUAUCAACGAGCAGAAGUUCCUCUUGCCAAGUGGCUUCAACGCGAAGUGUGUCCAGACUGAGCUCGAUAAGAAAAAUAUCAGACAUAAAGAUACAUCAGAAUUGAAUAAUAAAGAUAUUAUUGAAGACAACAAGAAUUCACUGAAUUUGGACAUGGAAUCUUUACAGCUAGACAGACACAAAAAGAUAAACAAAUCUUUCUUAAAAGAAAGGAAGAUGGCCAGACUGAGACGGAUCAAUGAGAGAAGUAGGAGAAAGAGUGAGAUAGAGGGACAAACGAAACGAAUCCACACAAUACAGCUGACAUACGAUCAGGUGAUGGCCGAGAGGUCGGCACUGGCGGCGAGCCACAGCUUCCUCAGCUCCACAUACAAGUGCGACACCUGUCUGCUCACAUUCACGAAGGAGACCGCGUACGUCGCGCACAUGAGAACGCGCCACGAUUCCACUAUCGGAAACUACACGUGCCCCGUCUGUAAAACAGUGCUGCCAUCUAUUGAAAGGUUCGGCUCGCAUUACAAAAGGCAUAUGAGAAGAUACGAAUGCACAGUGUGUAAGAGGCGUUCAUUCGACGCCAAAACAUUGCAAAGACACUUUGAGACUUCGCAUAGUGGCGAGGCUAAAACUUAUUCGUGUGACGUUUGCGGCCAUGUGUCUAGCACAGCGGAUCAGCACAGGUACCACAGGGACACGCACAAGCGGCGCGUGCAGUGCCGCGACUGCGAGAAGACAUUCACUCACAGGUCGGGGCUCUUGAACCAUAGAAUAUCGGUUCACGAGUCGAAAAAUGAGUUCCCCUGUCAGUUUUGUAAGAAAAUAUUCCGUUGGAAGGCGAGUCUCAAGCGACAUCUGGAGAAGCACGCCACUACCAAUCAAAACCCCGAAGCGUUUUGUUCACCGUGCGGCGUCGGGUUUGCGUCGGUCGCGUCACUGCAGCGCCACCUGAAGAAUAGCUUGAAGCACGUCACGCCGGAGCAGUUUAAAUUCAUCUGCGACCACUGCAAGCGCCGCUUCGCCGACAAGACGAAGCUGCGCGUGCACAUCGAGGACAAGCAUUUGCACGUCACGUACCAGUGCUAUAUAUGUAACAAGCCGUCGAAAAACAGCACCUGCCUGGAGCAGCACAUCCGCAACGUGCACAGGGGCAGACCUAACAACAAAAUGUGCCAUCACUGCGGGAAGGGGUUCCCUACGAAGGUGCAGCUGGACUGUCACAUACGCAUACACACGGGCGAGAGGCCGUUCAUAUGCGAGUUCUGUCCGACAACUUUCUCCCAACAAUCCAAUUUAUAUAAGCACCAUAGACAGGUACAUCAAAGUAUAAAAAUGAAUAAAAAGAAAUUGCCAAUACUAAAAAAGGACGAAAUUCCACAGACAAGUGCUGAAGUGCCGAUGGUGUUGCAAUAUAUAGCUUUACCAGAUGUUUUUGGUGUCUGAAAUAUAUAUAUUUUAGU